Molecule: messenger RNA, 1329 nt
Organism: Cokeromyces recurvatus
Lineage: Eukaryota; Fungi; Mucoromycota; Mucoromycetes; Mucorales; Mucoraceae
Product: Endonuclease/exonuclease/phosphatase
Exons: 3
Coding region: 50-1198 (382 amino acids)
Biological process (GO): base-excision repair
Cellular component (GO): nucleus
Molecular function (GO): DNA-(apurinic or apyrimidinic site) endonuclease activity; phosphoric diester hydrolase activity; DNA binding
Source: RefSeq, a predicted model, not a curated record
UUUUUUUUUUUUUUCUACUAUAAAUAAAAUUAUCUUUGAACGCGUUAUUAUGAAUUUUUUUUUACGAGCACGACGACUGAGUCCUUUUUCUUUAAUCACACAUAAAAAUUUUCGGACAUCUUCUUUGUCUGCUAUAUUUUUUAAUCAACUCAACAUGUCCACAGCAAAAAAAACUACAGUUAAUUUAACAGAAAAAGUAGCUGUGAGCAAUAAACGCGCUUCAUCUCUAGACGAUGGAUCCGAUAAAGAUGUUAAAAAAGUAAAAACAACAAAGACAACAGUAACAACAGUCAAGAAAAAAAAGAGUUCAACAUGGGAACCUUUUGAUCCUUCAUUACCAAACAACAUGACAUUUCCUACUCAAUUUAAUAUUUCAUCUAAACCUGAAGGUACCGUUAAAAUUGCUUCUUAUAAUGUAGCUGGCUUAAAUGCUUGCAUCAAAAAGGGCUUCAAUAGAUAUAUUGAUGCCGAAGAUGCUGAUAUUAUAUGUCUCCAAGAAACCAAAGUCAACGCCCCUUUGUCUACUGCUGUUGAUGAUAAAGUAUACAAAUAUCGUUAUUGGUCAUUUGAUGAGAAAAAGGGAUAUGCUGGAGUCGCUAUCUUUUCUAAAUUCAAGCCAGAACAUGUAGCUUAUGGAAUACCUGGCUAUGAGCAAAAGACGCGUGGAAGAGUGAUUUCGUUAACAUUUCCUGCUUUUACUUUAAUUGGUUGUUACGUUCCUAAUGCAGGUGAUAAACUUGUUCGUUUGCCUGACAGACGUGUCUUUAAUGAUCACAUGGAAAAAUAUAUUCGUUCACUUCAAAAAGAAGGAAAAGCAGUUAUCUGGACAGGUGAUUUGAAUGUAGCUCAUACAGCUGAUGAUCUCGCACGUCCUGAUACAAAUCAACGUUCAGCAGGUUUCACAAUUGAAGAAAGAACUGAUUUUGAUAAAGUUUUAAAUCCCUCAACAGAAGAUAGUUCUUUACCUGGCUUGAUCGAUACUUGGCGUCAUUUACAUCCUGACCAAAAAGGACAUUAUACUUAUUAUUCAUAUCGUUUCAGAUGUCGUGAAAAACUGAUUGGUUGGCGAUUGGACUAUUUUACAGUUACACCUGAUCUAAUCAAUAAUGUUGUUUCAAGUGAAAUUAGACAUGAAGGAUGGGGUGCAAGUGAUCAUGUACCUUUAGUUUUAACACUAAAAGAUGUGAAAAUGGCCUAAGGAAGAAGAAGAAAAAAAAAGUAGUUACAUAAUAAUUUUUCAUUUAUUUAUUAGUGUAUAAAUAAUAUAUGAAUAUACAUAUACAUAUACAUAUACAUAUACAUAUACAUAUACAUAUACAUAUACAUAUA